AUGGAUCCAUCAUCUGAUAAUUCUAAAUUAUCAUUUAUAAGUCGUCAUUAUUUGAUUCUUAAAACUCAUUAUUUUUUAUUUUUUUCUGCAUUUGGUGUUAUAUUUCCAAUAUUAAAUUUAACUUUACGUUCUCAUGGUCUUUCAAAUACGGAAAUUUCAGUAUCAAAUACAAUUCUUAAAUUUUUUAUUUUUCUAACAAAUCCAUUAAUGGGUUUUAUUGCUGACAGGUCUCGUCGUUGUCUUCUAACGUUUAAUAGUCUAUUAGUUAUUUAUAGUAUUGCAUUUACUAUUUUAUUUUUAUUACCGCAUAUUCAAUCACAUCAUAUUCAAGCUGAUUUACAUUAUUUAAAACAAUCAGAACAUGUACUAGAUUUUUGUGCAAGUCAAGAAGUAGUAACAAAAUGUUCAUCAAGAUCUGAAUGUGGUUGUUCUUAUCAAGCAUAUUGUCAAAGACAAGACUUAUUAUUUAAUUUUACAUUUACAAUGAAUUCAUAUAAUGUGCAAAAAAGAUUGAAAGAUGCUUUAAAUUCUCAAUGUGGUAUUGAAUAUCGAGUACCAAUUUUACUAGAAAAUAAAUCAGAUUUUCCAAAUUUAUCGAUGAUGAAAUGUCAAAUAACUUGUUCAAUUCCAUUUUUUUGUCAUGGCAUACGAUAUCAAAAGCAAAUAAUUUACGUUGUUCUCUAUGCUGUUUUAUAUAUCAUCGGCUAUAGUUUACUUGCAGCUGCAAAUGCUAUGGGUGCAUCAAUUGGUUUUGCAAGUUUACCACGUGCAGAUUUAUUUGGAAAACAACGUGUUUGGGGUACGAUUGGUUUUGGUAUCAUAGCUUUUACUACAAGCCGUAUUUAUGAAUUAUUUCGUAGUGAAUAUGUUUAUGUAAUUAUGUUUAAUUUUAUUACAUUUUUGACAAUUAUUGCAACAAGUUUUGUUCCCAUACAUAAACAUGAAAAGAAAACUAACGAAAAAAAAUCAAAACUUAAUUUAUCAACACUUAUAUUAUUAUCUAAAAAUAUCGAUGUAAUGAUUUUUCUUUCAAUAACAUUUCUUUGGGGAAUGUGUUAUGGUUGUUUACAUCCGUAUAUGGCUUUAUAUGUUGAUGAAAUAGCUCCAUGUCAAUCACGUUCUAUUAUUGGUUACAUGUUUUUUAUAGCAUCAGUAUCUGAAGUUAUAGCUUUUUAUUCUUCGAAAAGAGUAAUAAAAUUUCUUGGACCUAAUCUAUCUUCAAUUAUGAUUUUUUUGGCAUUUGCUGUUCGAUUUGGUGGUUAUUAUUUUAUACCAGAACCGUAUUAUUUUAUACCAUUAGAAACAACGCAUUUUUUUUGUUUUGGUAUUCUUUAUGUAUUAAUUGCUCAAAAAGCAGAUCUCAUUGCACCGUCUGGACUUUCUAGUACGUUACAAGGAAUUGCUCAUGGCAUUAUACACGGUUUAGGUAAUAUUUAA
Rotaria sp. Silwood2 is the source of this 1437-nucleotide messenger RNA. Lineage: Eukaryota; Metazoa; Rotifera; Eurotatoria; Philodinida; Philodinidae. The record is from the annotation of a GenBank genome assembly.